Ananas comosus (pineapple) is the source of this 779-nucleotide messenger RNA. RefSeq names its product auxin-responsive protein SAUR72-like. The transcript has a single exon. The record is from RefSeq and is a predicted model, not a curated record. Gene Ontology annotation, biological process: response to auxin. NCBI's taxonomy places the organism in Eukaryota, Viridiplantae, Streptophyta, Magnoliopsida, Poales, Bromeliaceae. The coding region runs from base 97 to 531 and encodes 144 amino acids.
AAACUCCCAACCUCUCCCCCACUCUCCAUUCCCCCAACUCCUCUCUCUCUCUCUCUCUCUCUCUCUCUCUCUCUCUCAAUUGCGUGUACAAUUAUAAUGGCGAAACUAAACAAGCUGAAGAGCAUGAUCAAGCGCCUAAACUCCUCCGGCAGCAGCCGCUGCGUCUCGCGCACCAUCAGCGGAUCCUCGAUCCCCCACAACGACGACGACAGCAUGUGGCAGCAGCCGUCGGAGGAGCCAAAAUUCGGUGCCGACGGCGCCGUCAACGAGCAUUUGGACGUCGUGCCGUGCGGGCUGCACCCAGUCUAUGUCGGCAAGUCCCGGCGCCGGUACCUGGUCAGCACCGACCUCAUCGGCCACCCGCUCUUCAGCGUCCUCGUCAAGCGCUCGGGCGGAGGAGGGGGGACUUCGUCGGCGGUGAUCGUCGGGUGCGAGGUGGUGCUGUUCGAGCACCUGCUGUGGAUGCUGCGGAACGGCGACGUCCACCCGGAGUUGACGCCCGACGACCUCGUCGACUUCUACGCCUGCUGAUCAUCUCAUCGCUCUAAGGCCUAGUUUGAAAUUGCAGUGCACAAUAACUUACUUGCAUCGUGCAUUAUUAUCAAUUAAUUAGUGGUAGUACUGGAAAUUUUCAAUGGAAAUAACAAGGGGUAGUUUUGAUCGCCAUCUGGGUGCCCAGUACUUUUGGUGUGAAGCUUUUGGUGUGAAUUCAGUCUUGCUGUAAUUGUCAUGGAUGAGUUAGCCAAGUUAUAUCUAUUUAAUGGUUCUGUUUUGAUUAA